AUGUUGUUUCUCGGCCACCUCAUCGUCUUCUUGUCCUGUACAGGUCUGUCCAUGGCCAAACACAGGGAUAAGAAAUACGACAGUGCCUUGGACACGACUCCGCUCGGAUUGAGUACCGACCAGUUGAUCUUCCGCAUGAAAGCCGAAGAGUUCCAGGCCCGCCGCACAGCCCGCAUAGGGGAGCCUGGCCUCAUUUGGAACUUAGAUGGGUGCAAGGGGGAAGCUGAUCGACCCUUUGGCUGGGACUAUAUCAUAGUCAAGGACGCCUGCGACCGCCACGACUUUGCCUAUAAAAAUUACAAGGCGCAAGGACGUUUCACUUCAGAAAACAAGAAGAGGAUCGACAAAGUCUUUCAGGAAGACAUGUUCCGCCAGUGCAAGAUUGAAGAGGGUUCGCAGGAUGCCUGCCAUUUGACGGCCAGCGUGUACCACCGUAACGCACGGACGUUCGAUCGCAGGUCUCUGACUGGCCGUCUGGAUCUGGCAUCUCUCGAGAAGAGCGAUAACGUGGACUAG
This is a messenger RNA of Plenodomus lingam JN3, 516 nucleotides long. The record is from RefSeq and is a predicted model, not a curated record. Lineage: Eukaryota; Fungi; Ascomycota; Dothideomycetes; Pleosporales; Leptosphaeriaceae.